AUGAGGUGUGGCUGGGCGUGGUUAUGCUAAUGAGCACAGGUUUAAAUUGCCUCUCGGGUGUCGGUAGCAGAGGGCAUUGCUUAGAUCGGCAGCGGCGUCAGAGGUGACUGAAGUGACAGGAGGGACGUGAUGGGCAAAUCGCUGCCUCGAGUGAUGGUGGUGGUGAUGGUGGUGGCGAUGACGGUGGCGAUGAUGGCUACGGAGGGGAUGGCAGGUCACGUGGCCGCUCCCCCGCCCACGUGUCCGUGCCAGCUGGGGUCACCGCGGGGUCACGCGGCCGUGCCGUCUCGCUUCAAUCUCAGCAAGAUCCGGCGCGCGCGCGUCACGUGUCCCAGCGCGGGCUGCCCCCUGCAGAUCGUGGCCACGCUGCAGACCCUUCAGACCGUCUGCCUGGACCCGCUCUCGCCUCGCAUUCAGAGACUCGUCCGCUCCCGCAAGAAUCUGCCCGCGUGCGCCAUCCGUGCGAUGACGUCAUCGAGGAGUUAGGCUGGGUGGGCGUGGAGGGCGGGGCGAGCGGGGCGUGACGUCACAUGAGCAGUGGGGGGGGGGGAGGUGUCACGUCAGACGAGGAGGAGCAGUGUGGCGUGACGUCCCAGGAGGAGGAGCAGUGUGGCGUGACGUCACAGGAGAAAAUGGCGCAGUGAGGCGUGACGUCACAGCGUUGCCGGUUCAAAGCUGUGACGUGGGGUGGUGGUGGUGGUGGAGGGGGCGAGCUGAUUGGACUAGGAUAAGAAUGAGAAAUUAAAUAUUUAUUUUAGACGACUUGAGGAGAAAUCCGAUGAGCUGUGAAGCUCUCUGUUCACAGACGGGUCCAGGAGGAGAAACACGGAGUAGUCAGAACGUUACAACAACAAACACGGCACUACACAAGCACCAUAGGAGGUGUGCAACAGUUUAGAAAAUGUAAACAAAUCUCUUAACAACAACAACACCACGCACAAAUAAACCUGCAUCUAUUUUUUUGC
Messenger RNA from Petromyzon marinus (sea lamprey), 965 nucleotides. Lineage: Eukaryota; Metazoa; Chordata; Hyperoartia; Petromyzontiformes; Petromyzontidae. The record is from RefSeq and is a predicted model, not a curated record.